Corvus hawaiiensis (hawaiian crow) is the source of this 4371-nucleotide messenger RNA. It is a transcript of the gene TBPL1, whose product is annotated as TATA-box binding protein like 1. Gene Ontology annotation, biological process: DNA-templated transcription initiation. The transcript is spliced from 7 exons. Bases 2187 to 2738 code for a protein of 183 amino acids. NCBI's taxonomy places the organism in Eukaryota, Metazoa, Chordata, Aves, Passeriformes, Corvidae. Gene Ontology annotation, molecular function: general transcription initiation factor activity; DNA binding. The record is from RefSeq and is a predicted model, not a curated record.
AAGGAGCACUAUUUUCCCCAUUUUGCAGAAAAGAUAUAGAAAUGCAGAAAUUCAGGUUUUGGGAAAUAACAGUUGGUGCUCCGGUAGCGUGUAUGAAUAGCAGAGAAUACCAGAGACAACUGGGAAAGAGGAGGAUCAGAAUGUUCCAGCUGGUCAUGCUGCUGGAGAUAUGUGUAAAUAAGAACAUCUUUCUUUCUUGAACAUUGUUAGACCUUUUUUGUAAGUAUGUUCCUCAGAUUUUUUUUUUUUUAUGUAGUCCAUGUAUUUUUAUUUUUUAAAAAAGCUUAACUUGCUCUUGUUCUCAUGGUUCCUAUGAAUUUGAAGUUGUUUGAGCCUUCCCAAAGAAAGGUAACAGGACAUCUUCUCUCUAGAUUAUUUUUUUUCUUUGUUGUAGGUAAGGUGUGAGACAUUAAAAUGAAAGCUUAAGUCAAAGAUUGUGAUAGGUUACACUUGCGUACUGCUUGAUCACAAGUAUCCAAGCCUAGAAACAUUUUGGUUUACCCAAUCUUUCCAAACCAUGCCUUGGAAAAGUUUUAACAUUGUAUUUGUAUCUUGAUAGGAAUGGGUGUGUUCGAAAUCAUUGACAUAAUAUAUACAAUUUCAAAUUAAAAAGCCCCUCUCUUAGUGUCUGUUGUCUUGGGCUUUCAGAGCAUGGCUAAUUAAAAUAGGGGUAUACCACUGUAAUCUGUGUAAUUUUUGUACCCUUAAAAUCUGUACAAGUAGAUUGUACUUCUAACCAAGAUACAUUGUAAUUGCUGAAAACAUCCUUGCUGACAGCUCCACAGCCGCCUUUUUGCCUUAAUAAUAGAUCUUUUCCUUUUAAAUUGUAAUUUUCCUCUCUUUUCAACCACUUUUCCCUUUGUUCUGAAUGAGCACGUGACUUUCCUCCCUGGAUCUUUUUAAGAUAAGCCAUAUUUUAUGGGGACAUUAUCAUACGGUACUGUGGUUUGCUUAGAUGUUAGCAACCUUUCAAGGGUGUUAUGCGUGAUGGUGGUGUUCUUUCAGAAUGUAGAGGCUCAGUGUGCCAGCAGGCGCUUGCUGAUAAUUAGGAGACACUACUGAUUGGAGGUAUCUUGUUGACAAUCUUUCCUGGGUUCCAGUAAAUGAACUCAGCAAGAGCCGGGAGCUGGAGCCAGGGUGGAAAACAAAUGCCUCUCUGAAAAUGCCAUGGGUUCCAGCUCCGUGAUGGCCCUGCCUGCAUGCCAUUCAAAAUCUGCACAUGUGCUAUCUUUGGAUCUGGUGCCAUAAAUUACUUGCCCAAUCUGUAGUAGUCCAUCAAAACCAGAUGGGAUAAGUAAUCUCUAACUUUGAGGAUUCAUGUAAUUUUUGGUUCAAUAAAAAAGAGAUCUGGGAGUACUAAUUAGUUACUGUUUGUUCUCUUCUUUUCCUGCAUUCCCUCCACCCCCACACAUAACCUUUGGUUUUUCUGUUUUCUUCUUGCUGUUUCUUCAUCUCUUUUCUGUAUUAUCAUCCAUCUUGCCUUUUCUUAUACUGGACAAGCCAACAAUUACAGAAUAGUUCUUUCAGCAGGAAACAAGCUGCAGAGUGUAAGCAGUAACCACCACAGCAGCUGACCCAGUACGUUGUGCACGUCUGCCAUGUAGUUUGUUAGUUCUGUAUUGUCAGUGAGGGGUAGUCAAAGAUGCACCUUGAGUUCUCAAUUAUAGACUAUGGCACGAUGUUUAGGGAGUUGUAGUCAGAUGAAAAUACUGAUAAUAACAUCAGUAUUCUAUCUUGAAGAUUUCUAAUAUGGAACGUAAGGCCAAAACAUUUAAAGUGAUAUAAAUAUUUAUGGUCUGUUAGGUAUGUUAUUGUUCUUGCUGCAUGGUGUCCUGCUUCUUCCAUGGUAAUGACCAUGUGGAACAUUUCGCUUAUGUGACACGUUUUCUUUGAUUUUAUUCUUUGCUUUCCUUUUUGUUUAUUUUGGAUGAAAUACUGCUAAAAUUUUUAUGUAAGUCCUUUUCACUGUGUACCAAUGAUCUUAUUCUUUUCUCCUCUCCUUUUUUUCACCUGAGAUCUAUUCGAGAUGUCUGCUGUCUUGGCUUUGUAUGGUUACUGAAGACAUGUCGGUGUUCUUGGGCUGGAGUGAGUGGUAGCCCAACUCCUGGUGUUAGGAUUCUUUUUCCCAGUUGAGGAUGUGAUCUUCGUGGUGAGCUGGUGGGAAAAUUGAGUUGUAAAUCACCCCAAUGGAUGCGGACAGUGAUGUUGCACUGGACAUUUUAAUCACAAAUGUAGUGUGUGUUUUUAGAACAAGAUGUCAUUUAAACUUGAGGAAGAUUGCAUUAGAGGGAGCAAAUGUGAUAUACAAGCGUGAUGUUGGGAAGGUUUUAAUGAAGCUUAGGAAACCUAGGAUUACGGCCACAAUUUGGUCCUCAGGAAAAGUUAUUUGCACAGGAGCCACAAGUGAAGAGGAAGCUAAAUUUGGUGCCAGACGAUUAGCUCGUAGUCUACAGAAACUAGGUUUUCAGGUAAUUUUCACAGAUUUUAAAGUGGUGAAUGUUUUAGCAGUGUGCAACAUGCCCUUUGAGAUCAGAUUGCCAGAAUUUACGAAGAAUAACAGACCUCAUGCGAGUUAUGAACCAGAACUUCAUCCUGCCGUGUGUUACAGAAUAAAAUCUCUCAGAGCUACCUUACAGAUUUUUUCCACAGGCAGUAUCACAGUUACAGGGCCAAAUGUAAAGGCUGUUGCCAGUGCUGUGGAACAGAUUUAUCCAUUCGUGUUUGAAAGCAGGAAAUAAAUUUUGUAAUUCACCACUUGAUGGUUAGGUUCCCUAACCGAGCACCUUCAGAGACUGCUGCACAUUGGACUAAAAGCAAAAAGGAAAACUGGACCAACCAUAGCAGAGGAAUACAGACUCUUUUACUUGCUCAUGGCCACAGUAUAGACUCCAGUUCUUUUGGAUUUUACUCUUAACAGUGCUGUAUUGUAAAAACAGAAGUUUACAAGAUAUGAAAUUGCUGCUUUUAAAAAGACGUUCUAUUUAUUUUUGCAGUAAUUUCUGUGUAUUCAUAAGCAAAGCUGUCACGAUGUGCACUACCUUUAAGACUUUUUUUUUUUUUUAGCUUGAGCUUGUGUUUUAUUUGUGAAUAGUCUUUUACAUUUUUGUAUGCUGAAUAUUGGGCACCAAAGAAGCUGUAAAAGUUAUCUUUUUCACCUGAUGAAUGUGCACAAAUAAAAGUUUGGAAAAUAUUUCUCUUCAUACCUGUUCUGUUAUAUUACUUCCCUUUUUAUAUUACAAUUAAAAUUGUAUAGUUGCAAAUUAAUUUGAAGCAAUGUAGGAAUAGUCUUUUGCUGAUACCUUCUGUUUCUGUUUGUAGUAUGUGUAAAACUUUGUGCGUGGGCUAGAUUGAAAUCUAUAGCAUUUACAUAUGUUUAUCCAAGGAUGAAAUUUGGUUUGUUCCCAGUUCUCUUAACUACAUGCUAGACUUCAAGUAUUUUCUUGCUGUUACAUGAAGAGAAGACAUUUCUAAAUAGAAAGUUCUACAGCAAGUGUUUUCCUAUGGAUGAAUCGUAGAAUAUGCUGAGUUGGAAGGGACCCAUCAGGAUCACCAAGUCCAACUCCUGGCCCUGCACAGGACACUCCAAGAGUCACACCAUGUGCCUGAGAGCAUUGUCCAAACGCUUCUUGAACUCAGACAGGCUUGGUGCUGUCACCACUUCCUGGGGAACCUGUUCCAGUGCCCAUCCACUCUCUGAGUGAAAAACUUUUUCCUAAUAUCUGUACUAAACUUCCUCGGACUCAGCUUCAUGCUGUUUUCUCGAGUCCUGUCACUGGUCAUGAGAGUGAAGAGAUUGGUACCUGCCCUUCUGCUUCCCCUCGUGAGGAUGUUGAAGACCACAAUGAGGUCUCCCCUCAGUCUCCUCUUCUCCAAGCUGAACAAACUGAGUGACCUCAGCCCCUCCUCGUAAAGCUUGCCCUCCAGACCCUUCACCAUCCUCGUGGCCCUCCCUUGGAUGCUUUCUAAUAGCUUAAUUACCUUAUCAACUUAUGAAGCUACUGUAGAAAAAACAACUGCCUUGUCCACCUACUCGAUGCAAAAGAAAAAAAAUUAAAUGUGAACUUCAGGAAAAUUGUUGUGCUUCAACUGGAGAUGAUGUUGUGGUCACUAAUCCAGCCCCAGCCUAUUGCUGAAUGAUUAACACAGACCUUUUCUACACUUGUCUUACUGUAUACUGUUUUGAUGACAGGAGCUGCCAACAAGCAAUGAAGCUUGAUUCUGGCAUGUAUUAUCAUUGGUAUUAAUCUUGGACUUGGAAGCCAGUAGGUGUUUCUCUCAAUAAGUGCACAUUUGAAGCAGAAGAGAGGUGAAUGCUUAAAAGUAACUGCAAAUGCUACUUUUAAAAAGAUACAAUAAAUAUGUAUAAAUGUA